GGGACAAGUUCAAAUUUAAAGUCAGUAUUGUAUGUUCACCUUUACCUUGUUUUCAUACUGCAAUCUGCAAAUAUCCCCACAUUCCAGUAAAAUAAAAUAAUGGUAAUGUAUAUAGGAGGUCUUUCAAGAGUAAGGUACAAAUGAAAACCGAUAAAGAACCAGUCUUUAUGGAAAAAGAAGAAAAAGCAAGUGGGCAACAUUCCAAAUGAACACCCAGAACAUGGAAAAUCCCUCGUUUCAAUGCCAAAAAUUCAGCGUGGAAAAAAUGUAACCCACCCGAGCCAAAUAGCUGUUGAGGUAGAGAGGGUACUGAAGACAAAUAAUCUUUGUAGUCUUAUUAAAACAAGACGAACUAUUAUCAGUGGCAUUUGAUGGGUCAAUUAAAGCAGUUAAUAGAAAUAAUAAAAUAAGUAUGGGGAAACAAUAUGUCUAUUACAGUGUUUGAUAGUAUCAUUAUUUAAUUAAGUUGUUAAAUUCGAUUUAUUCUGGAUAACACUGAAAUUCUUAGCACUACAGCAAUAUGUGCACUUCACAGUACUGACUUCAACACAUUGUACGUGUACUCUAUACAAUGUCAAUACCUUACAUUCUAGUAUAAUAAAUCUUUUCCUAAAACUUGUGCCAAUCCACUAUUUGAUUCCUUUGACCACCCCGUGCUAUCUUUAGCGUGUUGCUAUUUUCAGUGCCGCCAGGCUGCAUGACACAACUGCACUGCUUGCACACGUCUGUUUACAGUCAACAGAAACACUGAAUAUACUGAACGCUGCCUAUCUUCAUGCUUUGUGUGCAGAGCAAUUUGCAUUCAUAAAGGUACAACAGAAGUGUUAUGGGGCCACCCUGCGGUUCAGGGUCGUGCAGGGACAAGGAUGAAGAUUCUGGGGAAGAGCAAGGUGAAGAAUCUGGAGAUUUGAGAGUAUGGGUAGAGGACACUGUUUUCAUCGUAGACAGAGCCAUCUUGAGGCAAAACUUUGAGUAUUUUCGAGCUCUCUUCCGCUCAGGGAUGAAAGACAGCCGGCAGAACAAGUUUCACUUGCGAGGGGGUCUAAAAGCGAGGGGUUUCCUCCUUGCUUUGGCCGUUUCCAGGGGCGAGCGGCCUGUUAUCCAGGAUCCAGACGAGAUUGUGGACGCCGCUGAAUGUGCAGCCUUCUUGCAAGUGGGGGUCUUGAUUCAGCACUUAAUAGAAAUUCUUGACACCGACAAUUGCAUUCUUCUGUACCAUACAGCAGCGGUGUACGGAUUGUGGAGGUUGUUUCAUAGUGCUGCUGUGUUUAUCUGCGAUGCUUACAGUGACCUGCAGGACGCCGUCAAGGUGCUGCCAGAGGAGAUGAUUUGCUACGUUGAGUCUCUUUCACCGGCAUCGUUCGUCGCUCUGGGCACCCAUUCGCCAUCCAUGAAGAUGCUUCAGGACUCCUUCAGGACAGUCUUCUACCUUGAUGAGAAACUGGGAUCCUGGAAAUACCUGACUGAUUUACCGACAGACGCAAGCACCUCCAUGGCUGGUGUUGCUGUUGUGGAAAAUCGGUUGUAUAUUGUUGGUGGGGUUCGAGGAGUUAGUAAGGAGACCGUAAACUGCAGCUAUUCUUACGACACAGAAACCAACACUUGGAGCGAGUUUGACGGCCCUCUGCAAUCGAGGUACAACUUUACUUUGGUGGGCCACAACGGACACCUGUACGCAAUCGGAGGUGAAUUUGAUAAAAGGAUCAUGUCCUCAGUAGAGGCCUGUGACGUUUCCACAGGUGUGUGGACGCUUUGCAAGCACACGCCACGUUCAGUGGCUGCAGCGGCAAGCGCUGUUGCCAGGCGUAGGAUAUUUGUGUGUUUUUGGAAGCCUCCAGACACUACAGACAUCUACGAAUACACGCCGGUCAAGGAUGAAUGGACGCUGACCACCACUAUGGUCAAUCCUCAGAGUUAUGGACACUGUAUGGUGGCUCACGGUGACAACUUGUACGUUAUGAGGAACGGCCCGUGUGAUGAUUUUUUACGCUGCCUAAUGGACUGCUACAACAUUACCACAGGCCAAUGGACGGCCAUGCCGGGACACUACGUCAACAGCAGGGGUGCCCUCUUUACGGCUAUAGUGAGAGGGGACUCUGCAUUUACAGUGAACCGCAAUUUGACUCUGGAAUAUCACAUUUGCGGGGAUCAGUGGAAGCCCCGCAGACAGAUGACGGGGUUUCCAAAAAGUGGCUCGCUUUGGACAUGUUUACUCCGACUGCCCAAGAGCAGAGAUACGCGGGAGGGAAAUGAUGCAAAGGAGGCAAUGGAGAUGGAUGGUAAUGGGGAAACAGUGCAAGAUCUUGUAGAGGCUAAACAGCCACCUUAGGACUUUUGGAUAAAUCUGAUCUCAUUUUUCGAUGUCACAUAUAGCUCAUCCAUAAGUAGCAUAUUCAACUUAUUUUGUGUUUCACAAAAGAAAUAAUGACAGAACUUUAAUUUUGAGGUGAAUUAUUCCCUUAAAUUAUUAAAAUGCACAACUGCACAAAUGUCUUCAGUAGUAAAUGUCGCUAUACGUCUGUGUAUAUUCACUUUGGCAAAUGAGAGAAGUGCAAUAAAUAAACAGGUGUGAACAUGUCUUGCUUCAUUUCCAACACUCUUGUGGACGUGCACACGUGUUACUGCUCUAACUGCAGUACUUCGGCCUCUAUAAACAGCUCGCCGAUCACUUAAGCAGCUGCUGUUAAUCAGACCCAGCACCCCGCAGAAGGGUCUGAAGUUCAAAGUCUUCUCACUGGAGAGCUUUAAUACCCUCCAUCCUGCUGUCUGUCUGACUGACUGCUCACUCCCACUGCACCCUGGGAUUGAUACAGCUACAAAGCAUCUCAACGUACCACGUAGACAACAUAGCAUCACUUUUUCCUUUUUUUCUUACAUUAUUAUCAGAAAACAUAAGAUCAGAUAUAAGGUCGGAACAAAAGCUAAUGCAUAAUACAAAGUAAAUGAUAACAGAUAUUUACAUCAGUGUCUUGCAAUAAAGUUCAAAGAGAGAUCAAAUAGGAGAUUGUGCUGAGUGUUGUAUUUGUGCUAUUUAUACAAACAUCUUAAACAAGUGGUGGUUAUUCAUGGUGUGAAACACUUUUGAGAGGUAGUGGAAAACACAUUAGAUCGGAUAACUUUUGUGGUGUAGACUUGCAUGUAGUGGAAUGUGUUCGAGCAGCCACAAAGUACAGAAGUGGUUGAAAGUGGACCAAAGAGACAGGUUAAAGUACAAGGGGUACACAGAAAUGUGUCUCUCACGUCCAC
Molecule: messenger RNA, 3246 nt
Organism: Misgurnus anguillicaudatus (oriental weatherfish)
Lineage: Eukaryota; Metazoa; Chordata; Actinopteri; Cypriniformes; Cobitidae
Product: kelch repeat and BTB domain-containing protein 13
Molecular function (GO): protein binding
Source: RefSeq, a predicted model, not a curated record